This is a messenger RNA of Ipomoea triloba (trilobed morning glory), 631 nucleotides long. RefSeq names its product zinc finger protein KNUCKLES. The record is from RefSeq and is a predicted model, not a curated record. The transcript has a single exon. Bases 2 to 631 code for a protein of 209 amino acids. NCBI's taxonomy places the organism in Eukaryota, Viridiplantae, Streptophyta, Magnoliopsida, Solanales, Convolvulaceae. Gene Ontology annotation, biological process: negative regulation of abscisic acid-activated signaling pathway.
AAUGGCGGAUCAGGAUCCAAACAAUCUUGGGAUGCUUUACGACUUCUGGAGCAUCCAAUCUUCCCCGCCGCCUUCUAUCUCCAUCAAUGAUCACUCGCCUCCGCCUCCUCCGGCACUCGGCGGCGUCCACCACCAUUUCGACGCUGACGGCGGCGACACACAACCCAGUCCUCGACGACCCUCGUCUUCUUCUUCUUCAACUUCUAGAACGUUCCCUUGCCUCUACUGCUCCCGCAAGUUCUACACUUCCCAAGCUCUGGGCGGCCACCAGAACGCCCACAAGCGGGAAAGAGCCGCCACCCGUCGUAGCUUGUACCCGGCCGCCACCAUCGCCGGCCCCGCCUCCUCCACCUCUAAUCCCUUCCCCUCAACGCCGCCGUCCGUUCCUACUUACUCCAACCCGGCCAGCAGCUAUUACUGGCUCCAAACACCGCUUCUCCUCCACCCCACCGCCACCGCCGCCGCCGCCUUCCACUCACUGGGCGACCACUAUUUCGCCGCCGCCGCCGCUCCUCCUCCUUGCGAUCUCGACGGCCUUGUUCUGGGUCCCAGCAGUGACCCCGGCUUGCUCAAAUCUUUAGAGCCGCAGAACAUGGAUGACAACAAUAUUGAUCUAUCCCUUCAUCUCUGA